AUGAUCUCCCUUGCGAUGUCAGUUACCAUGGCUAUUGCUGCACCUACUUUGAACACACGUGCCCUAGCUGGUGAUGAUGUCUCUAAUGUGCGCGGACGGGCCCUCGCUGGCGAAGAUGCGGCCCUCGUGAACAAGCGUGCCCUCGCUGGCGAAGAUGCGGCCCUCGUGAACAAGCGUGCUCUUGCUGGCGAAGAUGCGGCCCUCGUGAACAAGCGUGCCCUCGCUGGCGAAGAUGCGGCCCUCGUGAACAAGCGUGCCCUCGCUGGCGAAGAUGCGGCCCUCGUGAACAAGCGUGCCCUCGCUGGCGAAGAUGCGGCUCUCGUGAACAAGCGUGCCCUCGCUGGCGAAGAUGCGGCUCUCGUGAACAAGCGUGCCCUAGCUGGCGAGAACUCCGGUGCCGUCAUCGAUGCUUCCACUAAGCGCGCUAUUGAUGGCGAGGAUAUUGCCGCUAUCAACUAA
Molecule: messenger RNA, 459 nt
Organism: Penicillium brevicompactum
Lineage: Eukaryota; Fungi; Ascomycota; Eurotiomycetes; Eurotiales; Aspergillaceae
Exons: 1
Coding region: 1-459 (152 amino acids)
Source: RefSeq, a predicted model, not a curated record